Batrachochytrium dendrobatidis JAM81 is the source of this 1747-nucleotide messenger RNA. RefSeq names its product GPI-anchor transamidase subunit GPI16. Gene Ontology annotation, cellular component: GPI-anchor transamidase complex. Gene Ontology annotation, biological process: attachment of GPI anchor to protein. Lineage: Eukaryota; Fungi; Chytridiomycota; Chytridiomycetes; Rhizophydiales. The record is from RefSeq and is a predicted model, not a curated record. The transcript is spliced from 10 exons. Bases 28 to 1728 code for a protein of 566 amino acids.
GACAUCAACAUCAGUCUAAAAUCAAACAUGCAUUCAGAUACUGUAUGGAUUGGACUAUUAGCUCUUGUAGCCAGUAGUAGCAUUCGUUCACUAUUGGCUUCUACACUUGCAUUUGAGCCCUAUUCGGAGCGUUUGGAACUUUCGCAAAUGGCAGAUGGUAAAGUCUUGGCUCAGUUUGCAUUCACUACUCUGACAGACUUGUCCAAUUCUGCUAGUCAAGAUAAUCAUUACGGUCUGCUGCCUCGAUCUAUUGGCGAAGUGGUUCAGACAUUUGAUAUUGAUGAACUGCAUUUGACAUUUACUCAAGGACGAUGGAGUUAUGACCGAUGGGGUCAUUCUGACUUUACUGCUCCAAUUGGGGUCGAACUGUGGGCAUGGUUCAACUCAACCAGUCCAGAUACUAAAUGGAAAGGCUUGACGAAUGCUCUUGCUGGGCUGUUUUGCUCAUCACUCAACUUUCUUGAUCAAGCUGUCACUUCUCAACCAUUGCUGUCAUUUCUACCGUCUGGAUCUCACUCCAAACGAGAAGGAUUGCAGAUUCGAUAUGGAUCGCUUCCUCGUGAGGCUGUCUGCACAGAGAAUCUGACACCUUGGAUAAAGUUAUUACCAUGUCAAGCCAAAUCUGGACUUGCUUCGCUUUUAAAUGCAUACAAGAUAUUCGAUGGCAAUUUUCAAUCCAUUGGUGUCCAUAUUCAACCCAAGUGCAUGACUCCUGAUUGCGUGACUAUGGGUGUCGAGUAUCGUCAGACAUUUGCUGUUGUUUUGGACCCUAUUCGCACCAACUCUCAGAAAGAUUGGUCACUGGAGUCACUGUUUGAUCGUACCUUUCCCAAAGCCUGUCCAUUUUCCCUAUCGACUACAGUUCAUUUGGAUAUUUUAAACAUUCAGCCUGAUACCGUUGUAAUUUUACCAGAUCCACACAUUGACCAAUCCACCUCCACUGCAGUGUCUUACACAUACCAUCUUUCCACUGAUCCUUUCCAACUCAACGUUCGUUGGAAUGAUGCUACUGUCAACUACCGCAAUCCAAAACUUGCUCCAAUUCAAACACAUCGGUAUCUAAGUGGGGUUGGACAAGAACAUGGUGGUGUGGUGAUUGUCUUUAUCAAUGAUUUAGAUGUUCCCAUGGCUGCUACAUAUAUGGACUCUAUUCCUUGGAUCAUCAAAUUAUUUAUGCAUACAUUUAAAGUCGAGUUGGAAAAUCCGUCUUCCAACAUUUCUGACAUUAUCCGUCAAACCUAUUAUCAACCAGCAAUUGAUCGUAUACGACCCAACGUGCUUGAACUUGAUUUGGUACUUGGACCUAAAUCCAAAACAACACUGACGUUUGACUUUGAUUACACGUUUCUCAAGUAUACCGAGCAUCAUCCAGAUGCCAACCAUGGAUUUGAGCUAGGGUUUGGUGUGCUUACACUUUUUCCCGACUCUGGUUUGACUUUUGACAAACACCAUAGUCAAUCUGAUCAACGCCGGAUUUACACCGAGUCGUUGUUGGUGCGCCUACCUACACCCGACUUUUCCAUGCCAUAUAAUGUGAUUACCCUGACAUGCACGCUGUUUGCCCUGUUUUUCGGGUCAGUGUUUAAUGCACUUACAAGAGAGUUUAGGCCAGUAGAAGUAACUGGUGGCAAAGUAUCACCUUUACAACGGAUAAAGACUAUGCUAAAACAAAGUAUACAUGCAUUUGUUGGCAUGAUAUCCAAGACUGUUGCUAGCAAGCCAGAAUAAAGCAGAAUCCAUUACAACU